UCUUCGGUGUCGCUGUGGAUCGGGGAGAACAUGGGGAAGCUCCAGGAGUUUGCGAUCACGUUUGACAAGAACAAAGUGGUCUACAGUCCGGGCGAGUCUAUCUCCGGGACCGUGACCAUCAAAGUCGGCCAGUCGCUGCCUUGCAAAGCCAUCAAAGUGAACUGCAAUGGUUUCUGUGGCGUCACUAAUAAGGUAAAUGACACAGCGUGGACGGUGGAGGAGCAGUACUUCAACAGCACCGUGUCUGUUGCAGACAAAGGAACCUUGAAACAAGGAGAACACACUUUUCCCUUCAAGUUCCUCAUACCAGCCUCUGCUCCCACAUCUUUUGAAGGCAACUACGGUAGGAUCAUUUACAGAGUGAGGGCUUUCAUUGACACACCGCGGUUUGCCAAGGACUACAACACAGAGAAACCUUUUUACCUGCUGAGCCCUCUAAACCUGAAUGAAGUGCCAGACAUAUGGGGAACCUGUUCAUCUGCAGUGACCCAGCAGUUCACCUACAUGCUGGUGAAAACAGGCACAGUGGUCCUGAAGGCCCAGACCGACAUGAAGGGUUACACACCGAACCAGAUCAUCCAGGUGACAGCCAACAUCCACAACCAAUCUGGGAAGUCCACAGGCAACAUGGCGGCCAGUCUCAUGCAGAGGGUGACCUAUGAGACGAAGAGGCCCACCCAUGAUCUGAGAACCAUAUCGGAGGUGGAGGGAGGUGUGGUGAAGGCCGGCAAGGAAGUGGAGUGGAAGGAGCAGAUCAUCGUUCCUCCUCUCCCACAGUCCUCCCUCGCCGGAUGCGAUCUUAUAAAGAUUGAAUAUUAUGUUAAAGUCAGUCUAAAAUCUCCAGAUGUCAUGUUGACGUUACCCAUCCACAUCGGAAACGUCUCACUAGACAAAAAACUGCAGCCCUCCAAAAAAGCAGCUCCUUCUUCCUCUGCUGCAGCUGAGGAUACACCAGCCUCAGCCCCAGCCUCAGCCCAAGCCUCAGCUUCUGCCACUGACACCUCCACCUCUGCCUCCACUCCCACACUGCCUCCUCGCCCUGCCCCAAAACCCGCUCCCCGUCCCAUCCCUCGCUCCAGGAUUUCCUCCCAUAAUUCCCCCAGCGCUCCUCCGGCUGAGUACCACCAGGGAGCAGAGGGCGGGACUCCGUUGAACGAUGGCUUCCCCAACAAGCGGCAGUCUCAGCUGGUGUCGCCCAACGCUUUCAGCUAUGCUCCCGGCCUCUUUUUCUCCCAGAACCAGCAGCAGGGCGGACCUGGUACUGCACCCAAUGGGCCCAUGUUCAGUGGGUCCUCAGGGGCCACAGCACCUUACCCCCCUGGGAACGGUGCUAGCUUAGGACCAUCACCACUCAUCGUGCCUCCAGACUAUGGCACCUCAGGUUAUCCACAAGAGGCCCCUCCUUCCUAUGAUGAGAGCUGCAACACAUGAAGUGGAUCAGGACCCAGGAACCUCCCACCAGGAUGACGAUCAAUUCACCCUGAUAUCAAACAAAAUGUUGAACCCAAACUGAAGUUCAUCUGCCAUGUUGAUGAAUUUCCAAAAUAAGAGUCCUGUCAUUUGUAAAAAGUUAAAACUAACUUCGACUAAAUGAUUAUAAGACGUAAAGGAAACCUAAGGUAACCUUCUCUGAUAAGGUUAUUUUAGGCCUCAACCCCCAGAGUUGAGCUGAAUUUCAAGUUUUUCUAAAUGUACCAGAAUCAGCAUUUUGAAUUGAAAUGAAUGUGAGUUGAACUCGGACUCUGCUGCCUGGGGAACAAAUAGCUGAACUAACCUAAUGGGGUUUUUUCUGUCCUGCAAACUAGCCGUAGCCAAUCGACACAUUCUUUUUAAAAAUCAAUGGUUUUUGUUUGUUUUAAGCACUUUGAAAGGAAAGAGAAGAGGAACAGGAGGAACAUGUUGAAUUUUAUUUUGUUCUUUGUACAGUAACAGGAGUCAAGUUUUUACUUGUGGGUCAUUUAGAUAUAUAGAAGUAGGUGGCAUCUGUGAUGUCAAGUUUGAAAGUGUCAUGAUAGAAAACAAAACAUCUUAUCUAGUAGUCUAAUAUCUUUCUUUCUUUUUUUUUGUUUUUCAAAAGCCAAAUAAGAAACAAACCUGUGGGUUUUUUAAAGGAAACAGGUGAAAUCAUCUUUAUUCUUUGAAUAUUUAAGACUGGAUGAAAGAUGUUUAGAAAGAUCUUUUUUUUAUUUGCCUUUGAUUAGGUGUUUUCAGAUUUAUAAUGGUGAUGCUCAAUCCCAAUACUGCUGUUGGAUGUUGUCUACAUAUAGCUUUUGAUCCAAUUUAGCCUUUUACAAUUUCUGCCGUGUUUGAUCAUUUGUUGUGUUCAUGUCCUUGACCUGUGUUGUGACUGUAGACUUCCUUCUAGAAAAAGUGUAGUGUAUCCUCCUUCCCCUGCUGAAUGUUUGUUGGUCCUGUUCAUGCCAGACAUCCCUUCUGUGUCUGAUUUCUUUUAAUAAUUGAAGAAUAAUGCAACAUCACUGUGAUUUAAUUUUUAAUUAUUAAUAUUUUUUGGCCAUUUUUGAUGUUCACAUCAACAAUUUCAAUCACAGCUGUGUGAAUGUUUUUCCUUGAUUAAAUUAAAUCCAUCCAACAUGCAGAAAAACAACAUUUAUUUAUUGUUUUGAGUGUUUUUCAGCUGCUGUCUGGAUUCCAAUAAAUCUGUUCAACCUG
Toxotes jaculatrix (banded archerfish) is the source of this 2670-nucleotide messenger RNA. RefSeq names its product arrestin domain containing 1a (gene arrdc1a). Bases 31 to 1431 code for a protein of 466 amino acids. Gene Ontology annotation, cellular component: cytoplasm. Gene Ontology annotation, biological process: protein transport. The record is from RefSeq and is a predicted model, not a curated record. Gene Ontology annotation, molecular function: ubiquitin protein ligase binding; ubiquitin-like ligase-substrate adaptor activity. The transcript is spliced from 8 exons. Lineage: Eukaryota; Metazoa; Chordata; Actinopteri; Toxotidae.